AUGUCGGCGCCAGCGACAGACGACAUGAAGGUCGACCAGCCCGAGACGAGCCAGAUCGACGAGGCCCUCUACAGCCGACAGCUAUACGUGCUCGGGCACGACGCCAUGAAGCGCAUGGCCGUCAGCAACGUCCUCGUCGUCGGCCUAAAGGGUCUCGGUGCAGAGAUCGCCAAGAACAUUGCCCUCGCCGGCGUAAAGAGCAUCACCAUCUUUGACCCCACGCCCGUCUCCAUCUCCGACCUCAGCACCCAGUUCUUCCUCCGACCCGAAGACGCCUCCUCGGGCGCACGACGCGACCAUGCCACCCAGCCUCGCCUCGCCGAGCUCAACACCUACGUGCCCAUCCGCGUCCUCGAAGAGGCCGAGCUCACAAAAGACGUCCUCGCCCGCUUCCAGGUCGUCGUCAUGACCGACGCCUCGUACGACGAGCAGCUCCGCAUCAACGACCUCACCCACGCCACCGGAACCCAUUUCAUCUCGGCCGAGGUGCGCGGCCUCUUUGGCUCCGUCUUCAACGACUUUGGCCCCGACUUUGUCUGCAUCGACCCUACCGGCGAGCAGCCCCUCUCGGGCAUGAUUGUCUCGGUGGCCAGCGACGCCGAGGGCCUCGUCACCACCCUCGACGAGACCAGGCACGGCCUCGAGGACGGUGACUAUGUCACCUUUAGCGAGGUGCAGGGCAUGGACGGCCUCAACGGCUGCGAGCCGAGAAAGGUGACGGUCAAGGGCCCCUACACCUUCACCAUCGGCGACACCACCGGCCUCGGCGAGUACAAGCGCGGCGGUACCUUUACCCAGGUCAAGAUGCCCAAGAAGAUCGCGUUCAAGUCGCUCCGCGAGAGCGCCAAGCAGCCCGAGUUCCUCGUCUCGGACUUUGCCAAGUUCGACCGCCCCGCCGCGCUGCACGCCGGCUUCCAGGCGCUGUCGGCCUUCAGCCAGAAGCAGGGCCGGCUGCCGCGCCCGCGCAACGCCGAGGAUGCCGACGCCGUCCUGGAGCUGACCAAGUCCAUCUUCCAGGCUUCGGGCCAGGACGCCGCCGACCUGCCGGAAAAGGUGGUGCGCGAGCUCGCCUUCCAGGCCUCUGGCGACCUCUCGCCGAUGGUCGCGUUCGUCGGCGGCUUUGUGGCGCAGGAGGCGCUCAAGGCGUGCUCGGGCAAGUUCCACCCGCUGGUCCAGCACAUGUACGUCGACUCGCUCGAGUCGCUGCCCUCGUCGGUGCCCGAGCUGCCCGAGUCCGAGUUCGCCCCGCUCGGCUCGCGCUACGACGGCCAGAUUGCCGUGCUGGGCCGCACCUUCCAGGACAAGAUUGCCAACACGCGCCAGUUCCUCGUCGGCUCCGGCGCCAUUGGCUGCGAGAUGCUCAAGAACUGGAGCAUGAUGGGCCUCGGCAGCGGGCCCGACGGCACCAUCCACGUCACCGACAUGGACACGAUCGAGAAGAGCAACCUCAACCGCCAGUUCCUCUUCCGCAGCAAGGAUGUGGGCCACUUCAAGGCCGACACGGCCGCCGCCGCCGUGGCCGAGAUGAACCCGGACCUCAAGGGCAAGAUCCACAGCCACCAGAACCGCGUCGGCCCCGAGACCGAGGACAUCUACGGCGACGCCUUCUUCGACCAGCUGACGGGCGUCACCAACGCGCUCGACAACGUCCAGGCCCGCCAGUACAUGGACCGCCGCUGCGUCUACUACGAGAAGCCGCUGCUCGAGUCCGGCACGCUGGGCACCAAGGCCAACACGCAGGUGGUGAUCCCGCACCUGACCGAGUCCUACUCGUCGUCGCAGGACCCGCCGGAGAAGUCGAUCCCGGUGUGCACGCUCAAGAACUUCCCCAACGCCAUCGAGCACACGAUCCAGUGGGCGCGCGAGCAGUUUGACGACUUCUUCCUUAAGCCUGCCGAGAACGUCAACCAGUACCUCUCCAACGCCGACUACCUCGAGACGACGCUCAAGAGCGGCUCGGGCCAGCGCGAGCAGCUCGAGCAGAUCAAGCAGUACCUCGUCGACCAGCGCCCUCUGUCGUUUGAGGCCUGCAUCGCCUGGGCCCGGCUCAGGUUUGAGGACAACUACAGCAGCACCAUCCGCCAGCUGCUGCACAGCCUGCCCGCCGACAGCGUCACAUCGACCGGCCAGCCGUUCUGGUCCGGGCCCAAGCGCGCGCCCAAGCCGCUCGUGUUUGACGCCGAGGACCCCACCCACCUCGACUACGUCGUCGCCGCCGCCAACCUGCACGCCGCCAACUACGGCCUCAAGGGCGAGACGGACCCGGCCUACUUUAAGAAGGUGCUGGCCAGCGUGCCGGUGCCCGAGUUUGUGCCCAAGUCCAACGUCAAGGUGCAGAUCAACGACAACGAGCCGGUGCAGAACGCCGGGGCCAACGACGGGGGCGAGGCGGACCUGACCGAGAUCACGAGCAGCCUGCCGACGCCGGCGUCGCUGGCGGGUUUCCGCCUGCAGCCGAUUGAGAUGGAGAAGGACGACGACACCAACCACCACAUCGACUUUAUCACGGCCGCGUCGAACCUGCGCGCCAGCAACUACGGCAUCACGCCCGCCGACAAGCACCAGACCAAGGGCAUCGCGGGCAAGAUUAUCCCGGCGAUUGCGACGACGACGGCGUUGGCGACGGGCCUGGUCAACCUGGAGCUGUACAAGGUGCUCGACGGCAAGAAGGAGCUUGAGGUGUACUCGAACGCGUUUGUCAACCUGGCGCUGCCGUUCCUGGCGUUUAGCGACCCGAUUGCGGCGCCGCGGCUGCGGUACAACGACACCGAGUGGACGCUGUGGUCGCGGUUCGACAUCCAGGAGGACAUGGUGCUCAAGGAUUUCAUCGAGCACUUCAAGAGCCAGCACGGCCUCGAGAUUAGCAUGAUUUCGAGCGGCGUGUCGAUGCUCUUUUCGGCCUUUUUGCCGCCCAAGAAGCGCGACGAGCGGCUCAAGAUGCGCAUGAGCGAGCUCAUCGAGACGGUGAGCAAGAAGCCCAUCCCGGCGCACGCGACGCGCGUCAUUGUCGAGGUCAUGGCCGACGACGCCGAGGGCGAGGACGUCGAGGUGCCGUUUGUCGUCGUCAAGGUCAAGUAG
Molecule: messenger RNA, 3078 nt
Organism: Pseudozyma flocculosa PF-1
Lineage: Eukaryota; Fungi; Basidiomycota; Ustilaginomycetes; Ustilaginales; Ustilaginaceae
Exons: 1
Coding region: 1-3078 (1025 amino acids)
Biological process (GO): protein sumoylation
Cellular component (GO): SUMO activating enzyme complex; cytoplasm
Molecular function (GO): SUMO activating enzyme activity
Source: RefSeq, a predicted model, not a curated record